UCUAAGAGUCUUUAGAUUAAUUGAAGCCGCGGGAACAAACCAAGUUUAGGUUUCAGUGAUUUCAUAGCAGACGGGUCGGGUGGUGGGUGUUUCAAGGCGUGUCCCAGGCUAUUCCAGCUUGGUUCGCAGCUCCUUCUCCAAUGCAACGACCAUGACACCAAGAGUUUCGUUUCCAAGCACUGAUUCUACUAAUCUUCCAGCUGCCCCAAUUACUCAUCUUCCAUUCCGACGAAUCUCACUACCAAGUGUACCAAGCUCGAACCUUUUAUCCGCCCAACACCGUCAAUCCGUCGCCAGUUUUGCAUCAUUUGAUUCUUUGCCCGAGGAGCCGGUCAUCAGGCGCCCCAAACGUCGUUCACUUAACCGCAAACAUUCCAGGACACCUAAUACACCAGCAGAUAUAGCACGAGAGGCAAAACGAACAAAGGUAAUAAGAGAGUUUUGGGAUACAGAAAGAAGUUAUGUGCAGGGACUGGAUCUCGUGCAUGAUCACUUUUUGACACCGAUCAUAGUGUCGCUCGAAAGUCCCCGUCCGCUUCUUACACGCACGGAAUUGAAUACCGUUUUCUCAAAUUUUAUUGACAUUUGGAACUUUCAUCAUGCAUUUUUUAGUGCGCUAACUGCGCUGCUGUAUCCCUCUGUGUCUCACCUUGAUGUUCCACAUCCGUCUCCAAAUCCCAACCCAGCACCCCUUUCGGCACUUCUUCUUUCGCAUUUUCCUUACCUAUCUCUCUACACCCCAUUUAUAACCACAUUUCCAACUUCUAUAUCCUUCCUUGCCCGUCCACCUGCGCCAUUUGCCACAUUCAUACGAACCCAAGAACGUGAUCCACGCUGCGGGCAGCUAAAACUCACGGAUUGGCUCUUGAGCAUCGUCCAAAGGUGCCCAAGGUAUGUGUUGUUGCUCAGGGAAUUGAUAAACGUAGAAAAACGAGAAAAGGAAGGAGAGGGAGAGUGGGAUAGACUAGGGAAGGUCCUUACCCUCGUUGAGAAAGUAACGUCAUCCCUCAAUGCAUCUCUUAACGCGCACGCGCACACACUCGCGCUCCUCGCACUACAACGCGCUACCCUCGGCCUCCCGCCUACCCUACACUUCGUCCAGCCAGGCCGCACCUUAAUCUUCCGCACUCCUCUCGUGAUAGACUCUGGCGGUGUGGCCAUAGAAGGCCCAGCUAUAGGAAGAGGCAGGCGAGAUCGCAUAUGCGAAUUUCUACUAUUCGACGACAUAUUGGUAUGGCUAGACUUCGAACCGUCCACUCUGCGUGAUUCCCACUGGUUCACUCUUGCCGCGGAUGCUACCGCUAGCGACGAGCGGCAUACAUACACGUACAAGAACCAUCUAUCCCUCGUCGAUGUCGAGGCGGUGCUCGAUCCGUCACAUCACCCGCCCCGACUGGAGGUGUUGAGCCGUGGAGGCUCGUUCGCAGUAUAUGCGGUCCCUUCGCAGUCCCCGUCACCGAAGCGUCUUUCGUCCUCUGCUUCGGAAUCUGCAUUGACCACUCGUCGUAUAACUCCAUUAACCUCGACAUCGAACGAUACUACUCUGCAUACUUUUCUCCAUCUUUUACGCCAGGCCCGAUCUUCGCUUCUGGCACGCGAUCCGUCGGUUGCGCUCCGGGGUGUUAGGAUGCGUGGCGUGUUGUGGGCGCAAGCAUAUGAACCUGAGGAGGGUGAUGAACGUGUGUCUCAGAUCCAAGGACCCGAAGAGCCUACUCCGGAUACCCAACAGCAGAAACUCCCCGAUUCAGCAUCUCAGCAGGCACCAAAUAUAACAACUCCAAAUCACAUAGAAGGGCUUCCUCCCUCAGCCCGACCCCAACGCGCAUCCUUGCCAUUCCUACCCCCGGUCUGGGUCCCAGAUGCAAAGACAGACACAUGUAUGCGGUGUGCACGCCCGUUUGGGUUUGUGAAGUUUACGGUGCCUCUUGCGAUGUCUGUGUCUUUCUCUUUGCCGUCGUUUCCCUCGUUUGAGUGGGGGAGGAGUGUCAGUCAAGAUGGAGGGGGGAAAGGCACGGACGAAGAAGGAUUGGGCGAGGGCGGCGAGGGAAGUGCACAGGCAGGUGGGAAUGGUGGGGGAGAAGGUAGAGCUGGAGGUGGUGAAGGGAUGUGGAGAAGACGGCAUCAUUGUAGGCUUUGUGGGAAGGUUGUGUGCGCUGAGUGUUCUGGACGGACAUUCUAUAUCACUGACCCAUCCUCCCAAUCCCCUUCUGGCAAAAACACCAAAGCGAAACCCGCACGCGCAUGCAACGAGUGCUACGAAGCUGCGUUUCCUCUCGUUCAUUCCAUCACCGGUGGUUCUAGUACUCCAUCCACUUUAUCAGCGAAUCCGUCUUCACACCACACCGGUCCAUCCCCAACCCUCUUCGGUAUCCCAGCCUGGCUCUCUACGCCUAUCCCCACUGAAGGGAGUAGUAGUGCUGAUGCGUUGAUGGCGAUGACGUUGAGCCCUAGUAGGGGUCGGAUUGCGCUUGGUGCGAGUCCGUCAAGGAGGAGAUUGAGUUCUAGUGCGAGUAUGCGAGGGGUGGAGAGAAAUGUUGGCAUGAGCGCCAAUCCGUUGCAUGUUGGCCAUGCAUCUGGAAGAAACGCAAGCCCAGGACCAUCCAAAAGCGAGCUCAGCACAAGUCCAAGCAAGCGCGGGUUCACACCUAGUCCUGCCCGUAAUCUCCCGCAGAUCUCAUUAACUGAUGGCGAUUCCCCCUCGUUAUCUCCUACCACGCUCUCUCCUUCUUCCUCCCGAUUUACGGCUCAAGACGAUAUAUAUGAAGACGAAGACACAGACUCGCCGACUGUGCGCGUGCGUGAUAGAGACUCUUAUGCCAUCCCCACUUUAGACCAAGACUCUCAACACCAAGAAACCCCCUCAACCCUCCGCGCUCCUAUAUCCCGCCCGAUCCGUAUCCGCCAUUCCGCGCGCCCGCGCCCACGGAGCUACCACGAUAUAUUGGAGGAUUUCGAGGUUCAUGCGAGGGGUGGGAGCGUGGCUAGUUCUGUGGCGACUUCUUUGGGGGCUGUGGCUGAGGAACGGGCGUCGAGGAUUAAUGAUCGGAGAUACCAUGAGGAGGUGCAUGGCGUGCACCACGGCGAAGGGGGGGAGAUUCAUGAUGGGCUCCAGGAAGGGCAAGAUCACGACGAGAUAAGCCCAAGACAACCCCAAGAACGCGAUCCCUAUGCACACGAAAAUAGAGAAGAUACAGCCAGGAAGAAGAAACGGUUCUCAUUACCUGCGGUUGCGGUGCAGACGGUGCCUGUCGUAGCGCGCUCUGCUCCUGAUGGGAAUUCACAUGGUAGGUGGGGGAAGCGAUUUUCGCUUGUGCUCGGUGCGCGAACGAGGGGAAGGAAUGGAGAAAGGGAGAGUGGGAGUGAGAGGGAGGGGAGCAUGCACUCUUCUGUGUUGUCUUCUCGGGAUGAUCAAAAUGUACGUCCGCCUUCUCGAGGGGAUAAGGUUGGGAAGGGUGGUAGAGAGAGCUCGGCGGCGAGGGCGUUGAUGGAUGUGUUAAGAGGGAGGCUGGGGAAAGAGAGGGCGUGACGAGCAGGCAAAAGGCUAGUUUACGAUCAAGGACAAACACAUCUGUAAAUCUUAUCAUAGGCAUUGAACGCACUCGGCAUAUCAUGUUACCAAUGGGGAUCGGCGGUCAGCUAACAACGUUAUAUUUAUGGCGAUUAGAAAAAUCCCACCCAAGUCGAGAAAUUAAAGAGAUCUUUGCUGGAAGUCUGAUCAGUGCACGGGUAAUCUUUGUUGAACGUUGCAAUUGAACGUUGUAUCGACUGAUGCGGCCGAACAAUCAGUACUGUCGUAACUUGCUCGGGUCCAAACGUUUGGGAUUGAGCAGCCCUCCAGUGGUUCUGUAAACACGAACUUUGCGCAAAGCGCAAGUACCAGCCAAAGAAAAAUGUGCACCGUGACAGUAGCUCUUGGUUCAGAAACGCAUCGCACAAUGCG
Messenger RNA from Suillus subaureus, 3940 nucleotides. RefSeq lists its product as uncharacterized. The transcript has 4 exons. NCBI's taxonomy places the organism in Eukaryota, Fungi, Basidiomycota, Agaricomycetes, Boletales, Suillaceae. The record is from RefSeq and is a predicted model, not a curated record. Gene Ontology annotation, molecular function: metal ion binding; guanyl-nucleotide exchange factor activity. The coding region runs from base 152 to 3526 and encodes 1124 amino acids.